UAAAAUCAUGAGCUACUGCGUGCAAGGACUACUCUAUCGAAUUUCAAUUUACGUCAUUCUCUUUCACAUUUUGUUAAAAAGAGUUGUCUGCGAAGAUUGCAUUUUACGAAGUAUUUACCAAGAUAAUAAAGGUGUUAAAUGGACUUUUGAAGAGUGCUUACAGUAUUCAGAAAAAUUCAACACACCACCAGCUUAUGAAACUACGGUGUAUCAUCCUUUAGUUCAACUUUCGGAUGAUAAUUUCUGCAAUAGAAACAAAACAUAUACGUUUCCCAAAGACUCCAUAUUAAUUAUUGGAGGAGGUAAUUGCACAUAUACAGAUAAAGCUAUAUUAGCGAAAAAAAAUGGAGCAUCCGCCAUUGUUAUUGUUGAUUCUAUUAUAUCAUUUUCGAGAAAUAUAACUGGAGAUGGAAGGAGGGCUUAUAUAACCGUGGCUGUGGGCAAUUCGAAAAUAAAUGAAAGCUUACAAGCAAUCGGGACGAAUAUAACUGCCAAAUUAUAUCUUAAGCCUCAUAGACUUUCCUUAGAUCCUGCAACAUUUCUCCUAGCCAUGCUUGCUGUUUUCAUUUUAGCUGCCUCUAGUGUUUGGUCAGCAUCUUUAAAAUUUCAACUAUAUAAAGCAGACAAAUUGACUGCUACUAGCAGUGAGACCAAUGAUGAUAGAAACGCAGACUGCCAAAAAAGGGUGCGCUACAAGAGUUGGCAUUAUGAAAGUUCUGGAGAUCAAAUAAACAUAACCAUGGUUUUGGGUUAUGUUCUUUGUCUAGUCAUAACUUUACUACUGCUCUACUUCUUCAUACGUUAUCUAGUUUAUCUGGUGAUUGCCUUUUACGCUCUCGGUGUAACGUGUUCCUUGUACUAUGUAACAACCUAUCUUGUACAAAAGUUCAAGUUCAACACUGAUAAAUAUGAAUUCAACAUAAAAUGCAGAUCUCGCAGUAAAAAUGUUAACAUUGUUGACAUAAUCAUUUUAAUAUUGUGUAUUGGUGUUUCCAUCUUUUGGGUUGUAUUCAGAAAUGAGAGAUGGAUGGCGUGGCCAAUGAACGUUCUCAGUGCCAUUCUCUGUAUGGUUUUUCUCAGGACAUUUCAUUUACCAAACUUCAAGUCUGGUGAAAGCGUAAUGAGUAGCGUUGCUACAGCAAGCGGAAGCGGAGAAAGGAUGCCGUUUGUUUUCUCUAUGUAUCGAAUAGUCAGAACACCCUACGAUGUUUGCAAAAAGAGAGGGUAUACAAUACUCGGAUUUGGGGAUGUUUUAAUUCCAGCUUAUACAGUUGGCUUGGUUUUAUGCGAUGUCGCGUUAUAUUUUAUGGAAAAGGGUCAACCUGCUCUCUUAUAUAUUUGCCCAGUUCUUAUAUUUGUUAACCUUGGAUUAGCUUCAGUAAGAAGUGAAUUAAAAGAAUUUUGGAGUUUUACUAUGAAACCAUCACAAGUUGCUGCCACUCACAAAAACAAUGAAGUCGUCCAAUCCACAACAAAUAACAUUAACAAUCUAAACGAAGAUGAGAGGAUGGCUUUAGUCAAGAAUGAAGAUGAUAAUGGAGCAUUGUCACCUACCUCUCCCGUUAGGAAUUAA
Molecule: messenger RNA, 1573 nt
Organism: Dimorphilus gyrociliatus
Lineage: Eukaryota; Metazoa; Annelida; Polychaeta; Dinophilidae
Source: the annotation of a GenBank genome assembly